UGCGGUAAGAAAAUCAAAGGAAUGAGGAAUCCUGUAGAGAAUAUCAUACGUGCAACGUUGAGCGCAACCUAAAUUCAGUCAUGUCGUCGUCGUUAAUACGAAAAGGGUUAGAGUUAUUUAAAGACGACCUUCAACUCAGUGAUUCAAAGCCGAACAAGCAGAAAAGCAGACCAUUAAGUAAAGAACAGAUUCUGGGCACCUGUAAACAGGGACAGAAGAACAAGCUGAAGCGAAUGAAACGGAAGCAGAUGCAAGCAGCUGCAAACAAUAAAGUUAUCAAAUCUGCAUUUGAGGAGCAUAAGAAGAGGGCACUUCCUGAUUACACAAAAGAUAACCUCUAUUUCAUCAAAAUGUUAGAACAAAACAAAAUCAAGUCAUCAAAGGUUGAUAAGAUAUUGGAGCAACAUUCUCGGAAACAGAUCAGGGACACUGAAGGUCAAACAAGUGCAGAAACGAAACCCGAGAGCACCGUGUUUGAUGAGAGUGACUUCAGCAAGUUCGAGAAAGAAUUUAAUUUCACCUAAAUUAUUGUGUUUACCUUGCGCCAUGUAGCUUGUAAAUAUUUAUUAUUAUGUCUAUAGUUGACAUUAAUCUGGUUGCAUUUUUUAGAUAUUCAAUUGUGUGUAAUAUGAUUUUUAUCAGAAAUUAUUCUUUUCGUAUGAUACUGUAUUGUGUAUCAAAAAUAAAGGAAUAAUUAUUGGUUAUAGGAAAGAA
Priapulus caudatus is the source of this 714-nucleotide messenger RNA. RefSeq names its product active regulator of SIRT1-like. NCBI's taxonomy places the organism in Eukaryota, Metazoa, Priapulida, Priapulimorpha, Priapulimorphida, Priapulidae. The transcript is spliced from 4 exons. The record is from RefSeq and is a predicted model, not a curated record. Gene Ontology annotation, cellular component: nucleolus. Gene Ontology annotation, molecular function: enzyme binding. The coding region runs from base 81 to 524 and encodes 147 amino acids.